AUGUAUCCUGUCGUGAUAGUUGGCGGAGGACCUGUUGGCCUUGUGGCAUCGUGCCUCCUGUCCACUUACGGGGUGCCGCAUGCUGUCUAUGAACGACAUGCCGGUACUUCAGUUCACCCCAAAGCGAUUGGAGUAAAUCAGAGGACAAUGGAAGUAUUCCGUAGGAUUGGGCUGGAAAAAGAACUUUACAAACAUUGCGCACCUUCGCAUGAAGUCGCAACGACAGCCUGGUAUACUUCUCUGGGGCCCCAAUCGCAAAGUCUUUAUAUUAGAAACACGAACGCAGGCGGAAUUCACGAACCGGACUAUCGCCGUGCAAGCCCGACGUCUUAUUGCAUUCUUCCCCAAAUUCGCCUUGAACCUCUCAUUCUUAAGCGGGCUCUAGAGUUGAAUCCGGAUGGCAUUUUUACAAGGACUGAAGUGGUCGCUCUGCAAGAAGAGGCGGAGUUUGUUCAGAUCACUGUCAAAAACCUCGAUUCCAUGGAGAUCACAACUGUGACUACACAGUUCAUAAUUGGUGCUGACGGGGGCAGGACAGUUGGGCCAUCCGCAGGCAUUAAAUACGAAGGCAAAGCCAAUCUGGUAGACAUGGUCACCGCCCACAUUAGAGCGCCAAUCAGUUUAUUCGAAAAGGAGCGCUCAAACCUCAUCACCUGGUUCAUUAAUCCCAAGCUUGGAGGUAGCAUUGGCACAGGUUAUAUGUACUGCAUUGGUCCAUUCCCUGCUCACCCUGACGAUGAAGAAUUCGUGUUCGCCUGUGCGAGGAAACCGGAAGAGCCUACCGUGUUUGAUGAACAUUUCCUGGUGGAGAGGAUCAGGGCAACGCUGGAGAUUCCUGAUAUUCCUAUCAAGGUUCUCAGCCUGAGCCACUGGUAUAUCAAUUCAAUCGUAGCAGAGCGCUAUCAGAGCAAAGUCGGUCGUAUGUUCCUUGUUGGUGAUGCAGCGCAUCGCAUCCCUCCCUGGGGUGCCUUGGGAAUGAAUACUGGCAUCCAAGACGUCUACAAUCUCAUCUGGAAGCUGGUAUUCGCCACCAAGAUCAAGCAGCAUCGGGAUUGCAGCAAGUUGCUUUCCACGUAUGCAUCGGAACGUCACGAAAUUGGUAGGCGGGUGGCCAGAACAAGCCUCCACAACUUUGAGGCUCACGCCGGUCUGAUGGACACCGCCUUAGGCAUCUCUCCAGAAGCGUCAGCUCAGGAAAACCAGGAAGCUAUUGCAAAGUACCUUGACAACACCAAUCCUGAAGGUGAUGGGCAACGCACAGCAGUGGAGAAAGCACAGAGUGUCCUGGAUAUGGAGUUCCGGGCUUUAGGCGCUGAUGUCGGUUGGUUUUAUCCUGCGCCCGAUGUUAAUGGAGAUGCUUACACAGCACACCAUGCCAGCCAGUUUAACAAAGACGGCGAAUUCGACUCAAUAACGUACUAUCCUUCGACGAUUCCUGGGCACCACUUCCCUCAUGCUUGGCUUGAGAGAAGAAAUGUGAUCACCUCGAGCAUUGAUCUAGUUCCCAUGGACCGAUACCUGUUGGUUACCAGCGUAGUUGGACUUUGGGAAGAUGCCCAGAGUGAUUUGUUGAACGUCGAAAUUAUUGACGGUAAAACAUCAUGGCGCGACAUCGAAGGUCGGUGGGCAGAGGUCAGAGGAGUCAACGCGGAUGGAGCGGUUCUCGUUCGCCCAGAUGGUAUCGUAGUAUGGAGAACGCAUUCCAGGACGGACUUAGGAUCCCAGAAUCUUCGAGACUAUAUCUCAAAACUGUUGGAUCAUACGUUAGGCCUGGAGGAAGCAGACACGGUUGACAUAUAG
Exophiala aquamarina CBS 119918 is the source of this 1800-nucleotide messenger RNA. RefSeq lists its product as uncharacterized. The transcript has a single exon. The record is from RefSeq and is a predicted model, not a curated record. The coding region runs from base 1 to 1800 and encodes 599 amino acids. Lineage: Eukaryota; Fungi; Ascomycota; Eurotiomycetes; Chaetothyriales; Herpotrichiellaceae. Gene Ontology annotation, molecular function: FAD binding.